Messenger RNA from Drosophila suzukii, 618 nucleotides. RefSeq lists its product as uncharacterized. The record is from RefSeq and is a predicted model, not a curated record. Lineage: Eukaryota; Metazoa; Arthropoda; Insecta; Diptera; Drosophilidae.
UAGUAACCUUUUCUUCAUACAUCCCACUCAUAAUUUGGGAUGCAGAAUCGGUUUUAAAAAAUUCAAAUUAUCAUCCUUUUAGACAAUGAUCAAAAUUUUCAAAAACCUCCGAGGCAAAGGCCGUUGUCUCGUCCGGGAAUUUCAGACGCGACCAAAAAUCUACCAGGAGCCCGGCGUCUUCGUACAUCCGGAGCUUCGUCGCAGCAUUCCCCUUGUUUACUUCCGCAGAGGUGACUUGCCGCAGAAACUGGAUCUUAAAUUGCAUUCCAGCCGAAACUGUGAAAUAUCCCCUUUGGAAAGAAAUAAACGGUGCAAGGAGUACUUCCGCCAGUUUUGCAGAAAACAGCACAGCUGCUUUUCCCGAACUUACCAUUGGUCCGAGUUCCGGCGAAAGAUGAUCUACGGCACUUACUAGCAAGGACAUACCUCCAAAACUGGGAUCUACUGACCUUCCACUUUAAAGUCCAAUUACUUCAGAUUUUCGUGACCGCUUUGUGGCUUAAAAAGUAUUUUGUUCUGAUCCGGUUUUAAAAACCAAAUCAUAACAAAUUACUUUUUAAGCAACAAAGCAUUAAAUACUAUAAAGUGCAUCGUUAAGCUUAAAAAUAAAAAUAAUAU